AUGGAUCCCCUCAGCGCUCUACGUGCAACUUACUACAUUGUUCUCUUUGGUAUCGAACUGGAUCAAGUCCCACAAGAAGUCAGAAACAGCCUAGAACUUGUGCGUACCUGCCACACCGACUUGCAGUAUCUUAUCGAAAUCCGCAAUGAGCUGCUGCCCCUUCUUCAGAGACGCCCCAAAGUCCUUGAGCGUGUCAACAGCAUCGUCGAAACAACACACAAGGGCUUGGUCGAGGUCUGUGAGAUCGUGGAAAAGAGUCGCCCUCGGCUGAACAAUGGAAGGACCCCCUUCAGGAGUAGGCUGUCCUGGAUUCUUUUCGACUCCGCACAGUUCAAAGCACAAAGACCGGUCAUCAGUCGUCAUCAUGCUUCCGUUCUCGCAGAAUUGAAUUUCCUGCGACAGAUUGCUCUGCUUGCGCCAACCCCGGAACGCGGUAAUGGCGAUGAUGAUGCCUCCAAGAAACCGACGAUGUUGUUUGACAACGUUGCACUCUUGGAGGACUUGAUCGGGAAGGCCAAUACCUCAGGAUCCGUGACCUCAUUACCGGCCUACUCAAGCGAUAUCAACCCCCCCGAGCAGCGUCAACCAGCCGAUUCAAUAACAAGUCAGGCCUUCUUUGCUUUAUCCUCCGGCCCUUCUACUGUGUACUCGGCUCUAUCUCCUCUGCCUGUACCUACAGAUUGUCCUAAACUCCCUUCCGACUUCCUUUCUUCCUCUUUGUCGAAGAUUGACAUACCCGAGCACCUCCUCGACCAACAUCAAGAUGCGCCGAGUAUACUUGGAUAUGAGGAAACAGGAGGCGAAGUCCUAGAUUUGUCUGAUGGAGACGGAAUUUCUCUUUUGUUCGGAGAUUAUGCGAACAUGACACCACUUUUAUCAUCAACGCCCUCUGUGUCGAGCGCAUCUACAUCCAUGUCACCGUGGUCUCCUGGUGCUGAGCAUCUCCAUCGACCAGUCUCCGUGGUGUCUUCCUUGUCGUCUAUGCGUGGAACACCCGGGUUUUCCAACUCGGAGACCACAUUGGUAGUUCGAUCCACCUCGGCAAUGUCUUUGGAAAAUACAGCCCAGAGGCAACAACCGCCGUCAUUCCGACUUAACAUCACCACGAAGCACUUCAUCUCCCUCUUCGGCUUCCACGCCUAUCUCAUCUUCAGCACGUCAGUUCCGCUCGUGGUCGUCGCCAUCGUUUUCACAACUAGGUCGACACAGACGUAA
Molecule: messenger RNA, 1215 nt
Organism: Colletotrichum costaricense
Lineage: Eukaryota; Fungi; Ascomycota; Sordariomycetes; Glomerellales; Glomerellaceae
Exons: 3
Coding region: 1-1215 (404 amino acids)
Source: RefSeq, a predicted model, not a curated record